Lachnellula hyalina is the source of this 1029-nucleotide messenger RNA. RefSeq names its product Nucleoporin (gene POM33). NCBI's taxonomy places the organism in Eukaryota, Fungi, Ascomycota, Leotiomycetes, Helotiales, Lachnaceae. Bases 1 to 1029 code for a protein of 342 amino acids. The record is from RefSeq and is a predicted model, not a curated record. Gene Ontology annotation, cellular component: membrane; endoplasmic reticulum. Gene Ontology annotation, biological process: endoplasmic reticulum tubular network organization; membrane organization. The transcript is spliced from 4 exons.
AUGGCUCCUCCGCCAUCUGCUUCCAUCCCUCUGCAGCAGAGACUGCUGCAGCUUGUUCAGACUCUUCAAUUGUGGACACUGGAUGGUCUUGUGCUGACCUUUUUUCUGCAGUCGCAUGGUUCGUCGGGUACGUACAAUUUGAGGAACAAUGUUCCAUAUACAUCUCCUCGAGUCCUCCAGCUUUGUGGGCUUGUGUUCAGGGCCAGGAUCGAGCCUGCGUCCCUGCCGCACAUCACCCUCGAUGUCAAGCACUUGACUCUUCUGUUCUGCAUUGUCAGAUACGGACUGUCGUAUAUCACCUUCAACUACUACUCGCGAUGGGCUCAAUUCUCCUACCGCACAGCCUUCAUUUCCGCCGCUGUAACCUACGGCAUUGUCGUCUACAAGGCGUUCCGCGCUCGCUCAAGAGCCGGCAGCAGAGCACAAGGUGGUGUCAUUUCUCUUGCAGCUGAUGAGAAUGUUCAAUACUUGGCAAUGGCACUCGUCUGGCUAUUCUCCCCUCAAUACCCCCUCGCCAUGCUCCCCUUUGGCGUCUACUCCAUCUUCCAUGUCGCAACAUACACACGCACAAACCUGAUUCCAACAGUCCAACCCCCACAACAGGCUGCACCAGUUGCUGGAGCUUCCCCCGGUGCCAAACCAACCUUCAAGUCCAACCCUACCGCCGAUAUGAUUGGCAAGUUCGUCAAGGAAUACUAUGACGCUUCCAUGGGCCUCGUCGCCAUCCUUGAGAUUCUUCUCUGGGGCCGCAUCCUUCUCUCCGCUAUUGCUUUUAGCAAGGGCUCCUGGAUUUUGAUCGCUGUCUACACUGCAUUCCUCCGUGCCCGCUUCGCUCAAAGCAAUUUCGUGCAAGGCCAGUUCAGGAACUUGGAGGCUCGCAUUGAUAGUAUUGUUGGUGGACAAAGCACUCCUCCUGUUGCGAGAACAGUUUGGGAUACUGUUAAGGGCGGUGCUAGGACGUUCCAUGACGCCACUGAUAUUGGCAAGUACGUUGGUGGUGGUGCGCCCGCACAGAAGAAGGCUACUUAA